UCGCUAUGAUGCAGCCGGCCCACAUGCGGAAAAUAUUUUAGGUAGUUUCUUAGAUAUUAGAACGUUUGUAAUAGGGUUUCUUAAAAUCUGAGGAGACUUAGGGGAACGUUUUAAGAAUCAAGAUGUUACCAGAAGCGCAGGAGGGAGAAGAGACGAUGGUGGUCGCAAGACUUUCCGCCCCCGCCACCAUCUGUGUGGAGCCGGUGGGGAGGUGGUUCGAGGCGUACGCUCACCGCUACCGGCACAAGAAGACGCUGUCUCAGCACGAGUCGGUCGGAGACAGCAGCUCCUCGGAGGAGGAAGACGAAGACCUUCGCGACGAAGACUUCCAGGAGGACCCUCUGCUGACCUCGCUCGACCCCAAGGACGUCAAGACCCAGGACCACUAUGCAGUGUUGGGGAUAGCCAAGCUGAGAUACAGAGCUACACAUGCCCAGAUUAAACAGGCCUACAAGCGUAUCGUGCUGAAGCACCACCCCGACAAGCGCCGGCAGGCGGGAAAGGUCGUGAAGGAAGGCGACGACGACUACUACUCCUGCAUCACAAAAGCAUAUCAGCUUCUCGGUAACAAAGUGUCCCGGCGAUCGUUUGACAGUGUUGAUCCUGAGUUUGACGACUCCGUCCCUCCAAACAACUCCAGCUCGAAGGAAAACUUCUAUGAAGUUUUCGGGCCUGUGAUUGCAAGCAAUGCCAGGUGGUCUGUGAAGAAACCAGUUCCCAAACUUGGCACGGCAGACUCUACGUAUGAGGAGGUUGAUCACUUCUACUCCUUUUGGUAUGAUUUUGAUUCCUGGAGAGAAUUUUCCUAUCUGGAUGAAGAGGAUAAGGAGAAAGGAGAAGAUCGUGAGGAGAGAAGAUGGAUAGAGAAACAGAACAAAGCCGCUCGACAGAAGAGGAAAAAGGAAGAAGUGUCCAGAAUACUGAAGCUAGUCGACAAUGCCUAUGCAUGUGACCCAAGAAUAAAGAAGUUCAAAGAAGAAGAGAAGAGAAAGAAAGAGGAAGAGAAAAAAGCAAAGAAAGAAGCAGCAAGAAAGAUUGCAGAAGAAAAGGAGCGGCAAAGACAAGCGGAGCUAGAAGCUGAAAGGAAACAAAAGGAAAAGGAAGAAGAGGAAGCAAAGGCCAAGGCUUUAGUUGCCAAGAAGGAAAAGGAAGCAGCCAAGAAACAACUUAAAAAGGAGAGGAAAAGACUGAGGGACGUUUGUAAAACCAAUGACUACUAUGUAGAAGGUGAGAGUGACACAGUAGCCAUGAUGGAGUCUAUUGAGAAACUCUGCAACAGACUUCAGAUCGCAAGUCUACAGGACCUGAACACAGCCAUGGCUAAAGGCAGCAGAGAAGAGGCCAAGGCAGCCCUGGAUAAACAGAUAGAGGAGAUGGAGACAGACAUCCGUCGUGAGGAGGAGGAGAGGAUCGCAGCGGAGAGGAAGAAGCAGCAGGAGUCGGUCCGGGCGAAGGAGAAGGGCGGGUCCGGCAAGCCGUGGUCUCCGGAGGACCUGGCGCUGCUUGUGAAGGCCGUCAAAACCUUCCCUGCCGGGACAGUGUCACGGUGGGAAGUCAUUGCAGCCUUCAUCAACGAUCACACCACCACAGACAUCAAGAGAACGGCUAAGGAGGUCUUGAACAAGACAAAAACUCUGCAAAAAGCAGAGGAUUCCCGUACUCUGCGGACGGAAGUGAACAAAGCAGCAUACGAACGACUGGAGAAAUCCACCACGGAAGCGGCGUCCAUAAAGAAAGCAGAGGAUGCUGGGAUAUCCGAGAGGUUUGAUGACCCAUCGGUGUACCAGUUCAGAACCGGUCCUUGGAACGCAGAUGAGCAGAAGUGUCUGGAACAGGCGCUGCGGACGUAUCCGGCCGGGACAGGGGACAGAUGGGACCUGAUCGCUGAGGCUGUGCCGGGCCGGAGUAAGAAAGACUGCAUGGUCAGAUAUAAGGAACUUGUGGAGUUGGUCAAAGCCAAGAAAGCAGCGCAGGCAGCUGCCAAGAAAUAGCAUCUGACAUCAAAUCGAAGCAAUCCUUACAUGCCAGAAUGUCUACUCAUGAUAUGGCCAACUGUUCGUGCUUUGACUAUUGUCUCCUACUAGCGAUGCCUUGAAAAACAGUCUCUCUGUAAUGAAAAAAACAAAUCAAUGGAUUAAAAUAUCAUUGCAGACGAAAUGUGGAUGUUGUUUCUCCUGUACUUACUUGUUCUGCAUCACUCAGUGGAGUAUUAUAUGACUUUAGAAACCAGGACAUUAACUCUUUUCACCGUUGGGUAACUUCUCUCUUUCAAUGGGUGACAUGCUACUGCUUACCGUUA
This is a messenger RNA of Branchiostoma belcheri (Belcher's lancelet), 2299 nucleotides long. Its product is annotated as dnaJ homolog subfamily C member 2-like. Lineage: Eukaryota; Metazoa; Chordata; Leptocardii; Amphioxiformes; Branchiostomatidae. Gene Ontology annotation, biological process: regulation of translational fidelity; 'de novo' cotranslational protein folding. Bases 123 to 1991 code for a protein of 622 amino acids. The transcript is spliced from 18 exons. Gene Ontology annotation, molecular function: Hsp70 protein binding; ribosome binding. The record is from RefSeq and is a predicted model, not a curated record. Gene Ontology annotation, cellular component: cytosol.